Molecule: messenger RNA, 480 nt
Organism: Lathyrus sativus (Indian pea)
Lineage: Eukaryota; Viridiplantae; Streptophyta; Magnoliopsida; Fabales; Fabaceae
Source: the annotation of a GenBank genome assembly
AUGGCUGAACAAACAGAGAAGGCGUAUCUCAAGCAACCCAAAGUGUUUUUAUGCUCGAAGAAAUCUGGCAAGGGGAAGAGGCCUGGAAAAGGUGGAAAUCGCUUCUGGAAAUCCGUUGGUCUUGGAUUCAAGACUCCCAAAGAAGCCAUUGAAGGAACCUUUAUUGACAAGAAGUGUCCAUUCACUGGCAAUGUUUCCAUCCGGGGUCGUAUCAUAGCCGGAACCUGUCACAGUGCCAAAAUGAAUCGGACUAUUAUUGUCAGGAGGAAUUAUCUUCACUUCAUUAAGAAAUAUCAGAGGUAUGAGAAGAGGCAUUCAAACAUUCCAGCUCAUGUCUCACCUGCCUUCCGUGUUAAGGAAGGCGAUCAUGUCAUUAUUGGUCAAUGCAGGCCACUCUCCAAGACAGUGAGGUUCAAUGUGUUGAAAGUGAUCCCAGCUGGGUCAUCUAGUGGUGCAAAGAAGGCAUUUUCAGGCAUGUGA